Molecule: messenger RNA, 3237 nt
Organism: Linum trigynum
Lineage: Eukaryota; Viridiplantae; Streptophyta; Magnoliopsida; Malpighiales; Linaceae
Source: the annotation of a GenBank genome assembly
CGUAGGAUGUAGUACUACUAAUUGAGAGAGGAGAAAUGGGAGAGAAUAGAAAAAGAAUCAAUCAGAGUAUCAGACAAUCCCCCGUCCUCGCCUAAUUCCCCAGAGCCAAGAGGUCCCCAGUCUCCGACUUCGAGAGAGCAGAAGAGAGGGUUGGCAUCGCCCCCAAAUUUCACCAGCUUCUCUACUUCCUCGGCGCCUCUCUCUCUCUCACUCUCUCUCUCUUCGGCAUCUUCAGCUGAAAAUUGGGAUGUCUCGCCGAAACUCUUCCAAUGGAGCCGACCGGCACCACCAAGACGGAGGACCCAGCAACACCACUCGAUACGGCAGCAAUCGGAACUACGUUCCCAAGACGCAGAAGAAAUUCGUUCCGAAGCAACAGAGCCCUAACCCUAGCACGCCCACUCUCUCAGAUUCCCUACGGCGAUCCGCCUCAUCUACGCAAUCCGAUGCUGCUGCUCCCUCGUCAUCCGGCGGCGCCGCUCCGUCGAGUAGGGUCCGGAUAGGGGACAGCGGACAGUGGGUGUCGAAUAGAGCUGGCGUUGGAACUCAGACUGGCAAGUUUGUCAAUUACUUGCCGCAGGAUGAGGCGGUUGCGGCGGGGCUCGGGGCGGAGAAAGGCGGCCUUGAUGCCGUUGAGUCGCAGAGAGUUGUUGAUCUGUUGAAUAGAGAGUUGGCUCGGCUGCUUAAGCUGAGCCCUAGAGAGUUCUGGAAGGAAGUGGCCAAUGACGCAUCACUGCAUGGGUUUUUAGAUAGCUUUCUAAAGUUUAGGAGCAGAUGGUAUGAUUUCCCUUAUCGUGGAGCCAAGGAUAUCGUUGCUGGGGUCAUUGUUGGAGAUCUUGAGUUAUGUCGGCGUGUUUUCAUGGUAUUGUAUCGCAUAUCCUCUAAUAGGGAUCCUGGUGCCAGGGCUGCUGACAGUCUUAGCUCAAAUGAUCAUUCAGUCCUUCUGCAGGAGAAAAAGUUGCUAGAUUUGCCUAAGUUAUUGGAUAUAUGUGCCAUAUACGGCCAUACAAACGAAGAAUUGACUGGAGUCCUGGUGAAAAAUGCUUUGAACUCCCAGCCCGGCAUCCAUUAUAAUUUGACUACUGUGAUGUCGCACUUCCUGGGAAUUGUCCAAACAAUGUACCAACGCUGCACUUCAUCUAUGGAGGUUUUGUUUUCAUCCACAAGCCCUGAAGUGGCUGGGUUCAGUCAGCUUCAUAACGAUUUCUUGGAGGUGAUGGACUUCAUCAAUGAUGCCAUUGUUUCUAUCGAUGCGUUGGUUGCGGCAUAUAAACCAGCAGCGUUGUUCUUUUCACUCCCUGUGCUAAUGAGUGAUGAACAUGGCGAGUUGCUGAUCGUGCUAGCAAGAUUGCAUGACAGUCUCAUUCCCUCUUUCCAGCGAGGGUUCAGGACGAUGUUUUCUCAGCAAGGAGAUGCUGUGAUGAUAUCAAGUGUUGCAAUUAGCUUGAAGAUGUUAUCACAUAGAAUUGCCACUUUUGGUUGGAAAAUACUGGACUUCUGCUAUUUAAGCAAAGAACUUUUUGAAGAUAUGUCGUGCCUUCCGGAAUUGACAAAGAUGUUUCCUGCAAAUGUCGAGGAUCCAAUGAUAAGGGCAGAGAUACUAAUCCAAACAUUCAGAGAGAUCAACGGAGUCUCACUUUCUACUUUGGAGACUCAUGGUAAUAGUACAUUUCUAAAGAACAUCGACAAGAACUUCCAUCUUAUGGAUAGACUGAACAGCUUGCAGAGCACAGGAUGGAUAUACUUGGAUGAUGAAAACCUCCAGUACUUAUCUGGGAUAAUGAUGUCUCCUCCUAAGAACACUGUUACAGAUCCGCUUGUUCUGCCGCCAUCUACUGUUCAGCCAAGCAAAGUGGUGAUGGAUGAAGAUACAGCUUUCUUGGAAUCCAAAAUCAGUCAGAUAAAGGACCUCUUUCCUGACUACGGUAACGGUUUCCUAGCCGCCUGUCUCGAAGUUUAUAACCAAAACCCAGAAGAAGUCAUUCAAAGGAUACUCGAAGGGAAUCUUCAUGAAGAUUUACAGCGCUUGGAUAUUUCAUUAGCUACAAGGCCAGCUCCAAAAUCUGAUUCCACCAUCAGCAGCAAAGACAAGGGUAAGGCCAAGUUGGACGAAACUACUCCCCUUCUUUCACUACAACCCCAUCAUCAUUCGAGUGAACCAGUUCGAGCCGUGGAUCAAAGGAUAGGGGCACCAUCUGGUUCAUCCGCAUCCGCCGUUGGUAGGUUCGUUAGAAAGUCUGAUACCUUUGACAACAAUAUCCUUGAUACUAGAGAUGAAAUGGACAUAGCACGAAAUGCGGCCCUCGUGUCGCAGUAUGAGUACGACGAUGAAUAUGAUGACUCCUUUGACGACCUCGGCUUGAGUGUAUCCGAGAUGCGGUUAGAAGACGAAGAGUCGUUAAACCAGAGAAUCCGGUUUGCUGAUUCGGGCAAGUCUGAACAGGUUAAUUCCGGUCGAGACCCAUCAGAAUCCUCGAAGUGGGGUUCCAAAAAGAAGCCACAGUAUUAUGUGAAGGACGGUAAAAACUACAGCUACAAGGUGGAAGGUGCGAUUGCAGUUGCAAACAAGGAUGAAGCUCAAAUUUUGACAGAAGUGCAAGCAGGAUUAAUACAUGGUCUUGGAAAGGGUGGUAAUGUUCCGUUCAGUGGAUCUAGGAAGUUGAUGGAUGAGCAGCAAGAGCAAGGAGGGCAGUCCGAUGGACCUGAGGCGGAGAGAAGAGAGUACGUCGACAGAGGGUUUAGGGGUAGGGUAAGGAGAGGCGGCGGAAAUGGAGUAGGAGGAAGGUCGAGGGAGUCACAAGACGAGCAGGGUGAUCAACAAAAUGCAGGUCCUGAAAUGGAAGGAAGUGCGAAUUUCGGAAGCUCCAGAGGCGGCAGGGGACGGGGGCGAGGUGGUAGGGCAAGUGGUGCGGCGGCUAAUCACCAUAGGAAGGAUAGAGCAAUACGUAAGCAUCUAGCUGGGUUAUGAGUUCUCUCUUGAUCUGGGUUUUGGGAGGGUUGGGAAUACGGUCUCUUUGGAUGCACUCAUCACAGGUUCUCCAUAUUUCUAAUGAGUUUUUUGUUUUUGAUUUAGGGGUUGACUGGUUGGAUACUAGUUUAUAAUUCGGCCCGUUGGCCGAUUAACAUUAUGCAUGUUAAUAUUUGAUUGUUUAUAUUUAUUUUGCAACGAUGUGGUUGAGUUCAAACCAUAUCAAACUCAUUAGAAACACAGUCCAUUAAUGAAACAAAUUAUAGAAU